This is a messenger RNA of Rangifer tarandus platyrhynchus (Svalbard reindeer), 582 nucleotides long. The record is from the annotation of a GenBank genome assembly. Lineage: Eukaryota; Metazoa; Chordata; Mammalia; Artiodactyla; Cervidae.
AUGCAGGGUCGAGUGCUGCUGCGGGCAGAGAGGUCUCUGGGGCCCAGAGAGGCUGGGACAGUGUUUACAGCAGCCUCGGAGCCCGAGAUGCUACAAAUAGCCGGGGCCUUGCCCCUGAACCCACUCCUUCUGGCCGCCCAGCAGGUGGGAGCCGGGUGGGCCCGCGUCUCUGCCGAAACCAUGUCCAGCAGGUGCCGCCCCCCCAACCCAGCGCUGAGCUGCUGCACUGCCGUCCGGGGGCCCUUCCAGAACCAGCCUCCCCCCAGGUAUGGAGGCGAAGCCCCCGUCCUGGCAGCUCCUUCCCCCAGACCUGGGUCCCGGCUGGGCUCAGGGGCCACGCCUGCCGCUACCAUCCAAACCCUUGCCCAGGCCGGCGCCGGGGCUCAGGCGUGGGGCUGGGUCCCCCGCACAGCUGCCCUCGGGGGAAGAGGGUGGACAACGCACGGGGCCUCCUCUAUACGCCUUCUUCCGCCUCCUGCCAGGACCUCUCCCGGGAAGCAGACGCCCUCCCUGGCCAGCCGUGGAGACUCAGAAGGCUUCUGCCCGGCCCCACAGCCAGGUCCCAGAGACGGGGGGCCUUAG